Messenger RNA from Monoraphidium neglectum, 663 nucleotides. RefSeq lists its product as hypothetical. The transcript is spliced from 7 exons. Lineage: Eukaryota; Viridiplantae; Chlorophyta; Chlorophyceae; Sphaeropleales; Selenastraceae. The record is from RefSeq and is a predicted model, not a curated record. The coding region runs from base 1 to 663 and encodes 220 amino acids.
AUGGAUCUCGACGCCUUUCCAAUCAUCGACAACCAGGGCCUGGUGAAUCCUCUGGUACCAGAGGGCACACAGGCGCACGUCUUUGCUAUUAUAGAUGUGAACCAGAAGCUCCAGUACAUCGGAUUCAGCAAGGGCCUGCGCACGACGCUGCGCACGCUGCUGGGGCGGCGCCCCGACAAGGCGCACUUUUUCAAGGCGGUGCACUUCCAUGAGUUUGACCAGGCGGCCAUGGUGGCGGUGCGGGACGCCUGGUACGAGCAGUGCGGCGGCGCGCCGCCGGGCAACAAGCUGGCGCUGGAGCGCAACCAGUGGCAGAAGCCGGUCGACGGCGGCGCCAUCAGCCAGCGCGGGAAGAGGGGUGCGGCGGAGGACAAGGCGCGGGAGCUGCUCACCAUCAUCCGGCAGCGCGGCUGCACAGAGCCCUUCACGCCGGCGCCUGAGCUACUCGAUGACGGCCUGGUCGAGUUUUUGGAGGUUGCGGCGCUGUCUGACGAGCAGCUCAAGGCUGCGCGCGAGGCGGCGGCCAAGGCGGCAAAGGAGAGCCGCUCCUGCUCAGUGGUGGUUGACGGGCAGCCCAAGCUGUUCACGGCCGCCGACAUUUUCAUACCCCUUGACAGCUGCAGCGGACCCGACUCGUCGCCCGGCCCAGCAGACAUCCCCUGA